ACAGGUGUCAUCAUUAUAUUUCUUCCAGCAAAGUUGCAAGAAGGGGCGAGGCCGCGGUGCAUGCAAGCUCUCUCCUACAGCAGCACAAAAAGAAGAAACCGGCGAGGCAUUUACUUUCCUGGGAUAGUCCCGUGCUUUUAACACCGAGUAAAGGAGGCGUAGUAGGCCGUUCAAGGAUCCCAAGCAGGACCGGAGGACCCGGUGUAGCUUCUAUAGAAGCAAAAUGAACGGAGGGGGCCGCGGGACGUGGGGAGGAGGUGGAGGUGGGCACCAAGGAGGAGGUGGAGGAAGGGGAGGAGGAGGACGCACCGGCGGGAGCGGCUAUCGCUUUGGUCGCGGUGGACGAAGAGGCGGCGGACGUGGGCACUCGGGCCGAGGUGGACCAGGGGUGAACCAAGCAGGACAAGGCGCUCCUUUUCAAUGCAAGCAUACCCUGGACGGGACUUGCUCCUGGGGCCCAUCCCGGUGUCGGUACGUGCAUGGGGUCGAUUUCCAUGCCAACGGCGUGGAUUUGGAGGCGCACAAAGGCGCCAUCCGAGGCUUGGCCAGCGAUGCGAAUUGCUUGUACACGUUCGGGGAGGACGGAAUCAUCAAGACAUACAGCUGGACCCCAGGCACGGGCAUCACGGGUUGCAAGGAGCAAAACGGUGGGGGUCCGGGGAGUUUCUUCACCACCUCCGACCCCACCCACGCCUUCUAUUUCUACGGCUUUCGGCAGCCUUUGGUGCCAGGCCUGAGCUCGGAGACCAGCUUGGUGGGCCGGGCGCAAAUGUUUUUCAACAACGCCUCCACCGACUUGACCGUCUCGGACGACUGCCCCUACACCGACCCGCGUAAAGUGCUGGCCUGUGUGGCGUGGGAGAUGCCCGCUCCUUCCCCCCCUCAUAUCUUCACGGCGGGGGAGGACGGACGCAUCUAUUCCUGGUCGUACAACGCCGAACAAGCCCGGUUUGUGGUGGGGGCGACGUACGUAGGGCACACGCGCCCGGUGACGGCCCUGAUCUUGGCAGCGACCGAAAACCCACCUUUGCUGUACUCGGCGGGCUUAGACGGAACGAUCCGCUGCUGGAACUGCGCCAGUCAUGCCUUGGAAUGGACGAGCACGGCCGUCGGGGUUUUCCGCCGGCUGUCCGAGCCUCCACAGCCACACGAAGGGCAUGUGGAAGGGAUCACGGACAUGUGCUCGCUGGUCUGCGAAGGGCAGUCCUUCCUGGCCACCAGCAGCCAGGAUGGGAGCGUGCGGAUUUGGAGCAUCCAGGGGGGGAAUCUGGGCGUGACCUUACCCCUGGAUUUUCCCACGGGCGCAGCGGUAAAGCUGUGUCAAGUCGCGGCAGGAGGGGAGGGGGGGGGAAGCGACCCGGCGGGCUUAGGCCCUCCGUCGUUUUUGGUGGUCGCUUAUGAAAGCGGGCACAUGGUUUUCUGGACUUUACCCGGCUUGGAAACCUACUUGGUGAUCGAUCCACCCUACGCGGGGAAACCGGGGGGUAGGG
Molecule: messenger RNA, 1490 nt
Organism: Nannochloropsis gaditana CCMP526
Product: zinc finger ccch domain-containing protein 63
Exons: 3
Molecular function (GO): protein binding; metal ion binding
Source: RefSeq, a predicted model, not a curated record